Molecule: messenger RNA, 996 nt
Organism: Dioscorea cayenensis subsp. rotundata (Guinea yam)
Lineage: Eukaryota; Viridiplantae; Streptophyta; Magnoliopsida; Dioscoreales; Dioscoreaceae
Exons: 1
Coding region: 1-996 (331 amino acids)
Source: RefSeq, a predicted model, not a curated record
AUGGACUUUAACUUAGACAAUAUGAACUUUUCGGACAUCAUCCAAGUGGACAGCCUUAAUCCAACCCUUAUUCACAACAUCUUUGGCCUCAACCUUGACUGGGAUUGGAUCACUAGUAUUAGGUUUGAUGUUAAUACUCAUAAUCACUGGGUUUGGGGGCCUAUCUCCCUUCGUACCUCAGUCGCUGCUACUGUUUACGACUGCUUGGUUUCUUCUGAUCCUAGUCCUUGGCCGGGCUGGAAUUACAUUUGGAAGCUUUGUGUGUUGCCCCGUAUUAAGACUUUUAUUUGGAAGUUAGCUCAUGGCAAACUCCCUACUAGUGAUUAUCUUUAUAGUCUUAAUAUUGGUCCCCCUACACAAUGUCACUUCUGUGGCUUGGUUUCUGAGUCUGCCUCUCAUAUUAUUUGGAAUUGCUAUAAAAUUGUUCCUUGCUGGAAUUCUCUUUGCGCUUCUUUCAAUUUGGAUUUUAUUAUUCUUACUGGUUUUAGUACAAGCAACUGGCUCACUUCGAGAUUUACCUCUAAGAUUUCUGAUGCUUUCUUCAAAGCUCUUAUUGCCUCUAUUGCUUGGAUUAUUUGGAAAGAUCGUUGUAAUUUAAUCUUCAAAAACUGGCAACCCAAAUAUCACACCAUUUACUCGCGGGCUUGGAAUUACUGUCGGGACUUCUUCAAAUCAAUCGGUAAAGAUAUCAGGGAGUUUCCUUACCCUUCUCUCACUUCUUCCCCUUGGAGCUCUAUCAAUCUCUUUACUGAUGCCUCUUGGUCUGAUUCUUCUGUGAGUUGUGGCUUAGGCUUUAUUGCUAUUACCAAUACUGGCCAAAUUUUACUUGCAGGUUCUAUGAAAUCAAACACUGAUUUGCCAAUCUCUGCGGAGAUUGAUGCCAUACACUUUGCCCUAGACCAAUGCAUCUCCAAAAACUGGUCCUAUAACCGAAUUCUUUGUGAUUGUCCAGGAAUUUCUGGCUUAUUAAAGCACUUCGACAGCUGCGUGGCGUAG